This is a messenger RNA of Gracilinanus agilis (Agile Gracile Mouse Opossum), 2740 nucleotides long. It is a transcript of the gene TENT4A, whose product is annotated as terminal nucleotidyltransferase 4A. The record is from RefSeq and is a predicted model, not a curated record. Bases 18 to 2549 code for a protein of 843 amino acids. NCBI's taxonomy places the organism in Eukaryota, Metazoa, Chordata, Mammalia, Didelphimorphia, Didelphidae. The transcript is spliced from 14 exons. Gene Ontology annotation, cellular component: TRAMP complex; nucleolus. Gene Ontology annotation, molecular function: poly(A) RNA polymerase activity; mRNA binding. Gene Ontology annotation, biological process: RNA 3'-end processing.
CGGCGGAGAGAGGGUGAAUGGAUCCGCGUGUGGCCUGGAUUCAGCCCGAGCAGAAAGGACCCGCUAAUGCUCUCUGGAUGCAGAUCUGGGAGACCUCGCAGGGAGUGGGGAGGAGCAGCUCUAGCUAUCCGCCGUAUUUCUGCCUCAACUCCCCGGCCCUGGACACGACCGCUACUGCCGGUGGUGGCGGCGGUGGUAGCAGUGGCAGCGGGAGCGGCAGCCUCUCCUCAGCCUCCCCGCCCCCGCCGCCCACGGCGCUGCCAGUGCUUCUGACCGGACUGGUCCCUGCCUCCGUGGUCGGGAGUACAGACGGCGGCCGGCGGCUGCAAAAGUCUCCCUCCGUGUCCUCGUCGUCAUCCACCUCUUCCAACAACGAGUCUGGCACCGAGAGUCCCGGCUUCUCCUCCUCUUCCUCCUCCUCGUCUUCUAGCAGCGCCUCUUCGGGUCGGACUCUAUCCGGGAGUGGCGGUGGGACCUUACCUGGUCGGGGCGGUGGGGGAGGCCCGGGCGCCUUUUUUAACUUCAAUGAGAACAAACUGAACAAUCUCAAUAGCGUGAAUGGCCAUCACCACCACCACAGCCCGCACAGUGGAGCCAACACCAACCUCCUAGCGCCGCCGCCUCCUCCGCCCCCACCGCAGCCGCAGCAGUCGCCGCAGCAGCAGCCCCCACCGUCUUCUGCCCCCACCUCAGCCAAUUCCAUCCAGCAGCACCAGUACCAUCCCGGCCGCAGGAAACGGGAGAAUAAAGCUAGCACUUAUGGGAUGAACUAUCUGCUGUCUGGGAGCCGGGGGGCCGCGCUGAACAAUAACCACCUUCCCCAGGAGCAGCAGCAGAGACCUGGCACCCCCUGGAAGACUAGGACAUAUAGCCCGGGUAUCCAGGGGCUUCAUGAAGAAAUAAUUGACUUUUAUAACUUCAUGUCCCCUUGUCCCGAAGAAGCAGCUAUGCGAAGAGAAGUAGUUAAAAGAAUAGAAACUGUCAUAAAAGAUCUUUGGCCUACAGCUGAUGUUCAGAUAUUUGGCAGCUUUAGUACAGGGCUUUAUCUUCCAACUAGUGACAUAGACUUAGUAGUUUUUGGAAAAUGGGAGCGUCCUCCUUUACAGCUGUUGGAACAAGCGCUUCGGAAACACAAUGUGGCUGAGCCAUGUUCCAUUAAAGUACUUGACAAAGCUACAGUACCAAUAAUAAAACUCACUGACCAGGAGACAGAAGUAAAAGUUGACAUCAGUUUUAAUAUGGAAACUGGUGUGAAGGCAGCUCGGUUAAUCAAGGAUUAUAUGAAGAAAUACUCAUUGCUGCCUUACUUGAUUUUAGUAUUAAAGCAGUUCCUCUUGCAGAGGGACCUGAAUGAAGUUUUUACAGGUGGAAUUAGCUCUUACAGCCUAAUUUUAAUGGCCAUUAGCUUUCUACAGUUGCAUCCCAGAAUUGAUGCCAGAAGAGCUGAUGAAAACCUUGGAAUGCUUCUAGUAGAAUUUUUUGAACUGUAUGGAAGAAAUUUUAAUUACUUGAAAACUGGUAUUAGAAUAAAAAAUGGAGGUGCCUAUAUCGCCAAAGAAGAAAUCAUGAAAGCCAUGACCAAUGGAUAUAGACCAUCCAUGUUGUGCAUUGAAGAUCCUCUGCUGCCUGGAAAUGAUGUUGGCAGAAGUUCAUAUGGUGCCAUGCAAGUGAAGCAAGUUUUUGACUAUGCCUACAUUGUUCUUAGCCAUGCAGUAUCACCACUAGCAAGAUCAUAUCCAAACAGAGAUUCUGAGAGUACACUAGGUAGAAUCAUCAAAGUAACACAGGAAGUGAUUGACUAUAGAGGAUGGAUCAAAGAAAAAUGGGGAAACAAAAUUAAUCUAUCACCUGAUCUUGAUAAUAGAAUAAAGAUAAAAGAGCAGAUAACUCCAUGUAGUGGGGAUCAACCUCAAAGCAGAGACACAGAAUCACCUUAUAGCCAGCGUUUGACUUUACCUUUGUCUAACACCCAGCCUCUUUCCUCUGGCUCAUCUGCUUCUUCUGUAUCUUCACUUUCUGGUAGUGAUAUUGAUUCUGAUACACCACCUUGCACAACUCCUAAUGUUUACCAAUUUAGUCUGCAAGCACCAUCUCAGCUUAUGGCCAGUUUACCUACAGCAUUGCCAAUGCCAAGUGGUAAACCUCAGUCAGCUCCUACUAGAACGUUAAUAAUGACAACCAAUAACCAGACUAGGUUUACUAUACCUCCACCUACCUUAGGCGUGCCCCCGCUUCCUUGCAGACAAGUUGGUAUUGAAGGGACACCAUCCUUGAAAACUGUUCAUCACAUGUCCUCUCCUGCUGUUCCUUCUACAUCUCCCAACCCACUCUCAAGUCCCCAUUUGUAUCAUAAGCAGCACAAUGGCAUGAAAUUUUCCAUGAAAGGAACUCAUAAUCAUAACCAAGGCAAUGGUUACAAUCCUGUUGGCAGCAGUGGCAUGCGGCAGCCUGUGGGCAACAGAGGACACCACCAAUAUAACCGUACUGGCUGGAGGAGGAAAAAACACACACACACAAGAGACAGUUUGCCUAUUAGUCUCAGCAGAUAAUGCCUCAUUCAGAAUUAUCUAUCCCUAAUUUUACAAACUGAAGCUAAGUGACAUUGGACACUAAACUGGGGAACUGAGACCAGCAUUCAGCACAUCAGCGUACGGGUAUUGUGAAUAUCUGCAGCUGAUUAUUUUGCAUGUUUCUUUGUGUGGUGGUCAAAUCCAUCUUAAAGAAAAAGUAGUUGUGCUCA